Botrytis deweyae is the source of this 963-nucleotide messenger RNA. RefSeq lists its product as uncharacterized. The record is from RefSeq and is a predicted model, not a curated record. The transcript has 5 exons. Lineage: Eukaryota; Fungi; Ascomycota; Leotiomycetes; Helotiales; Sclerotiniaceae. Bases 1 to 963 code for a protein of 320 amino acids.
AUGCUCAGCUUAUAUCUUUCAAUGAAAGAGCUACUUUUCGGCCAACCCCAUGCCCUUCACCACAUCUCUUCGACACCUAUUUCAUCGUGCUUGAAAAGCCCAGGAUCUUCCGGCGGACUUUAUCACCCACCGCAUAUUUCGAAGAGUCAGAGCUCAGACCGAACACUUUCACUCGUAUUAAAAAGUGAAAGCACAGCAUCGGCUGCCACUACAUCCCUCCAUGUAGGGAAGGGGUCUGCCAGACUUGAGGACCAGCUCUUCCAUAUUGAGUCGGCUCAUGAGCCAAGAAUUCAUCAGACGACCCAAGCAGCCCAGACAAUAAUUUCGAGAAGGACACCUGAAAAAUUCGAGUUAUUACUUUCUAUCCUUACACCCCAAGCUAGAGACAACGUGGAGUUGAUCUGGUACUCCUGGCCAGUUCAACUCGAGUUUUCUGCUGGCGCUCAAAACCGCAGGUUAAUCCAGGAUUAUCCAUGGAUCAACAAACCGAUUGUCGAAAGAAUACGUGGACAGGGCACGAAAAUGGCACGCGAAUAUGUUGUCUCGUCGACUUGGACUAUCAACAGCCACCAAAAGAACCAGCCCAACCCCGAGGGUAAAAAGAGAAAGCUCGCUCCCAAAAAAUAUGACCUGUUGAUAUUGAGAGGACCUCGAAAGCUUGAUGAAAGAGCGCAUCCAGAAAGAAUGGGAACAAAAAGGGAUAUCUGGUUAGGUCGAAGAAAUAACCUCACCACUCAAGUGUCCUCGUCAAAUUUCGACAAGGCAGGAUCAACUGGCAAAUCACACGCGAUUACCCAUCGGAAGCUUCUUGAGCUGUUGAUCGGAGUCAACCAGUUGCAACACCGAAACUCCGUUAUAGAACUGAUCAGCCCAGACCAGCACCAGAGAGGUAUGUUCCACCAAUCGUGCCGGCAAGGAAGCUGGAUGGAAAAAUUGAGCUGGACAAGACAAGAACCAACUUAG